CAAAGCAAGAGGAGAGACUUCCCACGGUCCCACCCCCAGCUGGACUCUGCCCUCCCCUGCCAGCACUCUCCUGCUGCCUCCACUCCCUCCUUGGAGCCCCGUUUGACAUCGUGUGCGCCGGAGGCUCCUGGAUGAGCAGGGAUCCCCGCAGGGGUGGCGAGGCCCCCCGUCCUUCCCGACGCCUGACGCCUCUCCCCAAGCCCCACGCUGGAUCAUGCAGUGCUUCCGAAGGCAGCCCAAGCGCAGCGUGUCCCAGGAAAACAUCCUACGGGAGCAGAGCAGUAGAGUGGCCGCGUUGAACGGCAUCAGGCUGGGCCUGAAAGAUGACAAGGAUCUGAAGUUCCUCCUGAAAGGCAGCCAGCUGCUAAAAGUGAAGUCAAGCUCUUGGAGAAAGGAACGGUUUUAUAAGCUCCAGGAGGACUGCAAAACCAUAUGGCAGGAAUCAAAGAAGAUGCUGAGGUCUCCAGAGUCACAGAUCUUCUCCAUUGAAGAUAUUCGGGAUGUGAGGUCAGGCCAUAAAACAGAAGGUAUGGAAAAAUACGCCAAGGAUGUCCCAGAGUAUCGCUGCUUUUCCAUCAUUUUCAAAGACCAGCGGAAAAAUCUGGACCUCAUUGCGAGUUCAGAGGAUGAUGCCAACCACUGGAUCUCCGGCCUUGGGAAAAUCAUAGCCCACAGCAACUCCAUGAACCAGAAACAGAAACUCCAACACUGGAUUCAUACCUGCCUACGGAAAGCUGAUAAAAACAAAGACAACAAGAUGAGCUUGAAAGAGCUCAAGAACUUCCUGAAAGAAGUGAACAUUGAAGUUGAUGACUAUCAUGCCAAGGAGAUUUUCCAGCACUGUGACAAGUCCAAAACAGAGGCUCUGGAGGAUGAUGAGAUAGAGGAAUUUUACAAGAUACUGACAGAGAGGAAGGAAAUAGACAAGAUCUUCCAAAAGUACUCAGAUGCAGAAGGGUUCAUGUCCUGCCAGAACCUGGUGAGGUUCCUCUAUGAGACACAGCAAGAAGAAGAUGCUGUUGUCGCUGCCCCUGCCUUAAUUCAGAGAUAUGAGCCCAAUGAAAGAGCCAAGAGGGGUAACGCCAUGACCAAAGAUGGUUUUCUGAUGUACCUGCUGUCUGAUGAUGGGAAUAUAUUCAACUCCUCCCACCGUAAAGUUUACCAGGACAUGACUCAACCUCUCAGCCACUACUUGGUGUCAUCCUCACACAAUACCUAUCUUAUGGAAGACCAGCUCACAGGUCCAAGCAGCACAGAAGCCUAUAUCAGAGCCCUCACCAAAGGCUGCCGCUGUGUGGAACUGGAUUGCUGGGAUGGCCCUAACUCGGAACCUGUCAUUUAUCAUGGCUACACUCUCACCUCCAAGAUCCUCUUCAGCGAUGUCAUUAAGGCCAUCAAGAACUAUGCUUUCAAAACCUCACCAUACCCUGUCAUCAUCUCCCUGGAGAACCACUGCAGUGUCGACCAGCAGAAGGUCAUGGCUCAGCACAUGACGACGAUCCUGCAGGACAUGCUCUUGGUUGCCCCAGUCGAUGGAAACAAAUCCCAGUUCCCCUCCCCAGAGCAAUUGAAAUGGAAGAUUCUUGUGAAAGGCAAGAAGCUGAGCAGGCAGGAGGACCCUGCCGGAACAAAUGGGAACAACAACCUAGAGGCUGAGGAUGUCUCUGAUGAAGAUGAAGCAGCUGAAAUCGAAGAUGAAUCAGUAAAGACUGAGAUACAGCAGAAGGGGAAGAGUGACACCUUGAAGCUGGCCAAGGAGCUGUCAGACACAGUUGUCUACUGCAAGAGCGUCCAUUUCAAUGGCUUUGAGGACCCCAGCCAUCCUCGGGCUUUCUACGAGAUGUCAUCGUUCACAGAGAGCAAAGCUCUGAAACUAGCCCAGGAAUCUGGAACCAGUUUUAUUCAUCACAACAUCAGGCACCUGAGCCGGAUCUACCCUGCAGGCUGGAGGACAGAUUCUUCCAACUACAACCCCAUCGACUUGUGGAAUGUUGGCUGCCAGAUUGUUGCUCUAAACUUCCAGACAGCAGGCACAGAAAUGGAUGUCUACCAGGGUCGGUUCCAGGACAAUGGGUUUUCUGGGUAUGUCUUAAAGCCGGAAUUCCUCCGGGAUGAGCAAACCAAAUUCAAUCCAAAAUCCAUCACAGAAGGAACAUGGGGGACAAAGAAGAAGCUUCUGCUUAAAAUCAUCUCUGGUCAGCAGCUGCCCAAGGUGAACAAAAGCAAAAACUCCAUUGUUGAUCCUAAGGUAACAAUAGAGAUCCACGGUGUCCAACAGGAUAACAACAAGAAGCAGACCAAAGUCAUUGAAAACAAUGGCUUUAACCCAAAGUGGGACGAAGAGUUUACAUUUGACAUCGAAAUCCCUGCACUUGCCCUGGUCCGGUUUGUGGUGGAAGACUUUGACAUGUCGACUAAGAACGACUUCAUCGGACAGUACACCCUUCCCUUCACUAGUUUGAAGCAAGGUUACCGCCACAUCCAUCUUCUGACCAAGAAUGGAGACCCAUACUCCUCCUCCACCCUCUUUGUGUACAUCGAUAUCCAGGACUGUGAUUAGCAGCUCAGCUCUUUCAGGGCACAGUGAACCUCAUUACAGACCUAGAAGGAAUUCAGCGUGCAAAGUCCGGCAAUGUCAGGGUCCUAUCAGAUCCCCAUUACCUUCUCCGGAGCAGCACAUGGUGCCCCAUAGGACCCCUGAUAACCAUCGACCUUCUCCCUUCUGCGUGCUGGAAGCAUCCUAAUGCUGCUGUUGAGAUUAAUCCUUUUGUACCUGUUUGACCAAUCCAGCUGUGGUUUUAGUUCACUUUAUUUAGUGUGAUUUUUUUAAUUCUGCUUUUAGCGAGAGGAUAGGGACUUCUUUUUAGCAAAGUACAGCUCUUGGAUUGGGUUCGGUCAGACAUCUGGACAAAACACCCAAUGUGUGCAAGAAAAAAAAUCCACCCCACCACUAAAAUCAGUGUCCAGAUGCCCGGUGACUUCUUGCAGCUUCAGAUGUCAGCCGUCUCUCACCAUAUGAAGUCUUAAACGGGGACAGAAUUUCCCCUCUUAUCUGUUACAGAUUCAAAAAGAAAGCUGCACUACAAAGGCCCAUGUUAUAUAACUCAACCUUCCUUUUGUAUUAUAAUAAAAAAUAGAUGAACACUACUCUGCCUGUGUGCCUGGCGCUCAGCCAGGUCACUUUGCAUUCAAAGCCCGGCUCUCGUCCUGCGAAGGAGAAAGAAGCUGCCGAGCGGCAGAUUUCCCUCUAACCCAAAGUGAAACCUGCUCAGAGGGACCUUAGAGAACGUCUGUUGCCCAUGACAAUGGAAAUGCGCUCAACUGACAGCAGGGCUUUUUUAAUGCAGUAAAACUUUCUUUGUUUGUGUUUUUAUAGAAAAACGUCAAUUUUUAACACAGAGGAAGUGGCAGUAGAAACUGUUGUAAAUGUGAACCCGGUCCCAGUUGCACUGUGGAGGUAACCUAGCACAAACAAACUAGCAUUUUGAACAGCAACACAGUGUUUAUGGCAAAAGGUGAUUUUUCUUCCAAGUACAACUACAGAGUUAAGGGAAUAUUGUUGAAUAAAAUAAUAUAUAUUUUGAAAUGCCAACUAUGUUAUUAACAAUAUGUUAGACUAUUAAAAGUAAAAAAAAAAAUAUGGAGAAAGUCCAAUUAGUUUUCAGUAUUUGCUUCUUCGUCUUACUUGAAUGCAACACACAUGAAGUUGGAGAUAGGGCUGCUUGAUUUCUUAAAGCUGUCAGUCUUUCUGGGGUUGUCAUGUCUGGUGGUGGAGAGGAUGGGCUACUACCAAAGAGGUUAAUGUCCUUUUAAACGAAUUCCAAUUCACUCAUUCCUCCACCUAUUUUAAUGUCCAAAAUAGCCUGGAGGUAGUGAUUCUUUGGCCCACUGCAAAACUGGGUUUCAUUUAGUCCUACCUGGAGUUUGUUAUGCUGCAGUAAUCGUUGCUGGACACAUCAUUGAUUUUUUCCUCUUCACUACAAUAUUGUGUGAUGUUGUAAACAAUUGCCAGAUUAAAUGUGAAUUAUAUCCACAA
Molecule: messenger RNA, 4036 nt
Organism: Grus americana (Whooping crane)
Lineage: Eukaryota; Metazoa; Chordata; Aves; Gruiformes; Gruidae
Gene: PLCD1
Product: phospholipase C delta 1
Exons: 15
Coding region: 215-2560 (781 amino acids)
Biological process (GO): phosphatidylinositol-mediated signaling; lipid metabolic process
Molecular function (GO): calcium ion binding; phosphatidylinositol-4,5-bisphosphate phospholipase C activity
Source: RefSeq, a predicted model, not a curated record